ACAAGGGGACUUAUUUUUUAGUAUACAAAAAUACAAUCUUUAAGGCAUUUUCAAUGGCACCAACUAUGGAUUUUGUAAUUUCUGGCCUUUUUUGUGCUGAAUAUAACAAAAGCAUGCUCGAAAAUGUGUAUGAUGAUAUUCAUACAUUGUUUCAUGGGGAUCAUCAAAACAAUCAGCAAACUAUGCCAUUUCAGAGUGAUGAUUGUGUGGCUUUGAUGAUUAAAAAAGAAUGUGAAUAUAUGUGUUGUGAUGAUUAUCUUGAAAAGUUGAAAAAUGGGGAAUUUGAUUUGGGGGAAAGAGAGCAAAUUCUUGAUUGGAUUUGCCAGGUUCAUUCACAUUUCAAAUUUGGACCAUUGUGUCUAUAUUUGUCUGUGAACUAUCUUGAUAGAUUUCUUUCUGUCUUUGAGUUACCUGAGGAAAGAGCAUGGACAAUGCAAUUGUUGGCUAUAGCAUGUGUGUCUAUUGCUGCUAAAUUGGAAGAGGUUGAAGUUCCUCUAUCUGAAGAUUUACAGAUUGAGGGAACACAAUUUGAGUUUGAAGCAAGCACCAUACAAAGAAUGGAGCUUCUUGUGUUGAAAACAUUGAAUUGGAGAAUGCAUGCAAUUACACCAUUCUCAUUCAUUGAUUAUUUCAUUAAGAAGAUUAAUGGUGAUCAAAUUGCUUCAACAUCUACAAUGUUUAAAGCUACUAAUCUCAUAAUAGGAACAUUGAAAGGGAUUCACUUCUUGGAAUUCAAACCUUCUGAGAUUGCAGCAGCUGUGGCAAUCUAUGUUGUGGUGAAAAAUAAGACAAGUGGCAUUGAGAAAGCAAUAUCUACCCUGAUUCAACAAGUACAAAAGGAUAAAGUAAAGAAGUGUGUUGAUUUGAUCAAAGAAUCAUCUUUGCUAAGUGAUUUUGGUGCCUCAACUCUCAUGGUUCCUCCAAGUCCAACAGGUGUAUGGGAUGUUGCAAGUUCAAGUGACAUGAGUGAUGAUGAUUCAGGUCCAAGUUCCCUAGAUGAUGAACUAGAGCUUAAGAGUUGGUGGAAAGCACAGAAAAAGAAAAACAGUAUGCUGUGUUGCUGUCUAUCUGUUGAUGUAUAUCGGAAAGUCAUCUCCUUGAACUUGUACUGUCAUAUUGUUGUGGAAGGGUUGGAACAAGUAGUUAUGGUGUGUCAAGCAGCUGGCCAGACAAGAUUUCGGGCAUUAAAACAUGAAAAUGGAAUUGCGGGGUGUGCCACCAUAAUUGUUAGAGUUAUAGCAUGCUUUCAACCUCUUCAAGAUUGCCAGGCUGAAUAUUUCCGACAGUUGUUGAAACCUGUCACGUAG
Molecule: messenger RNA, 1307 nt
Organism: Solanum verrucosum
Lineage: Eukaryota; Viridiplantae; Streptophyta; Magnoliopsida; Solanales; Solanaceae
Product: cyclin-D4-2-like
Exons: 9
Coding region: 54-1307 (417 amino acids)
Biological process (GO): regulation of cyclin-dependent protein serine/threonine kinase activity; mitotic cell cycle phase transition
Cellular component (GO): nucleus; cytoplasm; cyclin-dependent protein kinase holoenzyme complex
Molecular function (GO): cyclin-dependent protein serine/threonine kinase regulator activity
Source: RefSeq, a predicted model, not a curated record